Molecule: messenger RNA, 596 nt
Organism: Rana temporaria (common frog)
Lineage: Eukaryota; Metazoa; Chordata; Amphibia; Anura; Ranidae
Gene: CNTF
Product: ciliary neurotrophic factor
Exons: 1
Coding region: 75-497 (140 amino acids)
Biological process (GO): ciliary neurotrophic factor-mediated signaling pathway; negative regulation of neuron apoptotic process
Molecular function (GO): ciliary neurotrophic factor receptor binding
Source: RefSeq, a predicted model, not a curated record
ACUCCUUUUUCUUUCAGUUGGAGGCACAUGGGCUUGAUAGCUUAUCGCAUUUUGACCUACAUGGAAGCGCAUCCAUGAGCUCAGAAAGCUGGAUGAAAAUGGCAAUGGAGGAACGAAUGUUGGCCAACAUUACUGCCUAUAUAAAAUUGGAGAGACGCCUAAUGAAAGUAAUAGAAGAGCAGGCUGAAAGUCUUCUGCAUGAAAAGCGGGACCUACACGGGGGCCUUCAAAACCUACUGGAACAAGUGACAGCCCUGAGGGCACAACUGGAGAACCUUGGAACCACCCUGGGCCUGAAUAUAGAGUCAGAUGAAGGCAUUGAUGAAGUCGAUAGAAAUUCAGUACCUAUGUUUGAGAGAAAGGUCAAAGGCUACCAUGUCCUGAGAGACCUGUCCACGUGGGCAGUGAGAAGUGUCAGGGACUUACGGAAGUUGCAGAAGGAGCAGAAGAGGUUGGCCAACAAGACUGAAAGACUCACUGAAGGGAAUGGUCAAUGAAGAACCUUGAGUGAGGGGAAUGAGAAGGUGCCUAAUGCCCUGUACACACGAUCGGUUCAUUCGAUGAAAACGGACCGAUGGACUUUUUCAUCAGAUAUC